This is a messenger RNA of Cornus florida, 447 nucleotides long. RefSeq lists its product as uncharacterized. Bases 1 to 447 code for a protein of 148 amino acids. The record is from RefSeq and is a predicted model, not a curated record. The transcript has 4 exons. NCBI's taxonomy places the organism in Eukaryota, Viridiplantae, Streptophyta, Magnoliopsida, Cornales, Cornaceae.
AUGGUUGACGUUGUUGAACAGACCGGCAUAGCACAGUAUAAAAAAGCAUACCUGCUUGCCGAUCCUCGACUCACAACGACCAUAAUGGACCAUGUUCGACAAGCUUCUAAUGAAGCUACCCAAACCUUGAUGAGGGGUAUCUCCAAAUUCGUUCUGAUGGCAGAUGAUACUGAACCACUUGAUGUCUUUCUCCAUCUUCCCUUAGAUGCAGAAGUUCAGUUGGCUGAGCAGAUGGAAGCUGGAUGCAAUGGAGAAGCUGCAGAGGUAGUGCCUUGCAAUCCAACUAGUCCAGAGAACACCAGGACAUUUAUGAGGGUUGGCUUAGGUUCAAUCGUAUAUAAUCCUAGAGUGAACCAACUUAUUGUACUUGGUGUCAGAAACUUCUCCACAAAGAAGAAAAAUUCUGGGAAGGUAUUAAUAACUGAUUCAAACAAUCCACAUUGGUAA